CCAUACAUACGCUUCCUCACACUUUUAUUACUAACAUCUCUCGACACUCCGUCCAAACAAGCGCAAAGUGGAACAUAUCCCACUAAAAUAUUUGUCAAUGAGCUAGCAUCCAUACAUGCAGCAAUCAAGAGCACUAAAUGGUCCCUCCAGGCCACGACUAAUGGAAUAACAAGCUUUCACAUAGGUGGUGUAGAGUUGUAGAUCACCAGGUAGUGAGAGGAAUAAGCAUCCAUGGCACCUCCUUCAACUCCUACACUAGUGGUGCCCAUAGACAUGAAAAAGAAGCCACACGAACAGGUGCUGCCGCUGCACAACCGCUGGCAUCCUGAUAUACCAUCGGUGGCAGAGGUCGAAACUGGUCAGCUUUUCAGGGUGGAGAUGGUUGACUGGACUGGUGGCGCAAUUCAAAAUAAUAACGACGCAAUUGAUGUCAAAACCUUAGACCUCUCAACUGUGCACUAUCUCAGUGGACCAAUCAGAUUGGUAGACAGUGAUGGAAUCCCAGCAAAGGCAGGUGACCUUCUUGCUGUAGAAAUAUGCAACCUGGGACCUCUACCUGGGGAUGAAUGGGGUUAUACAGCAACAUUUGACAGAGAGAAUGGUGGUGGAUUCCUAACAGAUCACUUUCCUAGAGCUACCAAAGCCAUUUGGUAUUUCGAAGGGAUAUAUGCCUACUCACCUCAUAUUCCAGGGGUAAGGUUUCCUGGUUUGACCCACCCUGGGAUAAUAGGAACAGCACCUUCAAAAGAAUUACUACAUAUAUGGAAUGAUAGGGAGAGAAAACUUCAAGAAAGUGGUCCUCAAUCACUGAAAUUAUGUGAGGUUUUGCAUUCAAGACCUCUUGCAAACCUACCAUUGGCAAAAGGGUGUGUUCUUGGCAAGAUUCAAGAAGGGACACCAGAAUGGGAAAGAGUUGCUCUAGAGGCUGCUAGGACUAUUCCUGGAAGAGAAAAUGGAGGAAACUGUGAUAUCAAAAACUUAAGUAGAGGUUCAAAAAUCUAUCUUCCUGUGUUCGUAGAAGGUGCAAAUCUCAGCACUGGGGACAUGCACUUCUCUCAGGGUGAUGGAGAGGUUGCCUUCUGUGGUGCAAUCGAGAUAUUUAUUUCAAGCCACCCGGAAGCGAUGUUUGAAAGGUCACUUUUAAACCUUGAGGCAUUCAGCAUCGAAUAUGCAAGGUGUGAAAUCAUAAGAAAUGGUAUGAAAGAGUACCUCACUCCGAUGGGUCCCACUCUGCUGCAUGUAAACCCAAUAUUUCAGAUAGGGCCAGUAGAGCCAAGGUUCUCAGAUUGGUUAGUUUUUGAGGGAAUCAGUGUCGAUGAGAGUGGACGCCAACACUACCUCGAUGUCAGUGUAUCCUACAAACGUGCAGUGCUAAACGCAAUUGAUUACCUAUCAAAGUUUGGCUACUCUAAGGAGCAGGUCUAUCUCUUACUCUCAUGCUGCCCUUGCGAGGGCAGGAUCUCAGGUAUAGUUGAUUCCCCUAAUGCUGUUGCAACACUAGCAAUUCCCACUGCCAUUUUCGAUCAGGACAUUCAUCCAAAAGCCAACAGAACUCCAGUAGACCAGCGGCUAGGAAGGAAUCCCGGACUCCCACAGUGUACUUAUGAUGGAGACUUGCCAACCACUGUAAAUCCAUGUUCUACAAUUUCACACUAGCAGCUGCCUAUAUGCAGUGAGCAUACUUUUUAACAUGUACUUGCACAAAUUAAAAUGUGAUAAACUGAAAGGCAACAAUUCAAAUGCAUUCUGCUCG
Messenger RNA from Cuscuta epithymum, 1753 nucleotides. NCBI's taxonomy places the organism in Eukaryota, Viridiplantae, Streptophyta, Magnoliopsida, Solanales, Convolvulaceae. The record is from the annotation of a GenBank genome assembly.